CAAUACGGGGCGGAAGUGGCUGGGAGCGGGAGGAUGGGGGAGUUGUAGCUGGAAAUUGGAGGGGAGACUGGACGGUCAGUUGGGGGGGGCGUGUCUGGGACUGUAGAGGACUAUAUACAAGGAGUUGGUGUCAAUGGAGGAGCAGGACGCCAGGGUCCCAGGAUUGGAACCAUUCAGGGUGGAACAGGCACCACCUGUAAUCUACUAUGUCCCUGACUUCAUCUCCAAGGAAGAAGAGGAGUAUUUGCUUCGACAGGUUUUCAAUGCCCCAAAGCCAAAAUGGACCCAGCUAUCUGGGAGGAAGCUACAGAACUGGGGUGGGCUCCCCCAUCCCCGGGGGAUGGUCCCUGAGCGACUGCCCCCAUGGCUCCAGCGCUACGUGGACAAAGUGUCUGACCUCAGCCUUUUUGGGGGUCUCCCAGCUAACCAUGUCCUCGUGAACCAGUAUCUGCCUGGGGAGGGCAUCAUGCCUCAUGAGGAUGGACCACUUUACUACCCAACUGUCAGCACCAUCAGCCUGGGCUCCCACACUGUCCUUGACUUCUAUGAGCCUCGACAGCCAGAGGAUGAUAGCCUUGUGGAACAGCCCCGGCCGCCUCCACAGCCCAUCACUUCCCUGCUGGUGGAACCACGUAGCCUACUGGUGCUCCGGGGUACUGCUUACACGCGCCUCCUCCACGGCAUCGCCGCAGCCCACGUGGAUGAGCUGACCGCCACUUCCCUGCCACCUAAUGCCACUGCCUGCAGAUCUGCUCUGCCCGGAGCCCGCCUGGUGCGCGACACCCGCGUCUCACUGACCAUCCGCCGCGUGCCCCGCGUGCUGCGAGCCGGCCUCCUGCUCAGCAAGUGACAUCAGGCUCCCGGCCCUGCUCAAGUUCCCUGGCUCCUGCCUUGGGACCCUGGGGUAGAGGCAGCUGUCCAGGAUUUUCUUAGUAACUGGAAACCAUGGGAGAAGGGACACCAUUCCAAAUAAACCAAAAAUAUCUCUUUGGUUUUAGAUGUU
Molecule: messenger RNA, 1003 nt
Organism: Nannospalax galili (Upper Galilee mountains blind mole rat)
Lineage: Eukaryota; Metazoa; Chordata; Mammalia; Rodentia; Spalacidae
Gene: Alkbh6
Product: alkB homolog 6
Exons: 7
Coding region: 134-850 (238 amino acids)
Source: RefSeq, a predicted model, not a curated record